AUGGCUCGUACAGUUCCAGUUGCCCCUACGCCGAAGCUCUUUGAUGAGUACGAAAUGCCGACGAGCGCAACACACAAGGCGCGGAUCCGUUUGUUGCAAAUGCGGAGACGCUUUCGAGCUGCCUUCGACGACGUCGCUUGGGAACAGAAUCUGCAGAAGGUCUACGAAAACGCUGAUAGCCACCAGCUUAAGCAAUUCGAGAUCGACCCAAUGCCACUUAACGAAUCUUCGUUUGAGCUGCUCUUGUCAACAGUGGGCGAUAUCAUUGAGACCAGCUCUAUGGAAAAUGUUGCAACAGCUUCUGACGAGGACAAAAUGGCUCUGAUCGACGCUGUGAUGCGGGCCGUCUGUCGCGAAUGUACUAGCCAAAUGAAGAUCGAGCGCAAUGUGACGUUCAAGGGCAAAGCUCUUGAGUCUUUCGGUCGUGUGGACCUGCUUCGCUAUGGAAACCUCGAAAACGCGAUAAUUACGGCCUUGCUCGAGCGGCUGGAAAAGGAUCCUCAGAUGAACGAACAUAUCUACGGUGUCGUCUCGGACUUGUUGACGUGGCAAGUCAUGGAGGUGGAUGCUGAAGGUGCACGAUUCUGCACGCUUAUCGUUAAUGAGAAUGAAAAAGAGGAUGGUCUCCGUAAUGUUAUUGGAUCGCUUGCAGCUCUACUGCAGGGGAAAGAAGCUCGUGACGUGUAA
Molecule: messenger RNA, 687 nt
Organism: Phytophthora infestans T30-4
Lineage: Eukaryota; Oomycota; Peronosporomycetes; Peronosporales; Peronosporaceae
Exons: 3
Coding region: 1-687 (228 amino acids)
Source: RefSeq, a predicted model, not a curated record